AUGGCAUCCAACGCCUCCCCGCGGGACCGUCCCGUCGUCGCCUCGCCUGCGCCGGUCACGCCACCGGCCGAGCAGGCCAACGGCAUCGUGCCCUCGACCUCUAACGGCAACGACGACGGCGACGCCCACGCCAACGACGACGGCAACGCCGCCGAUGGCCUGCCCCUCUUCCGCUACGACUCGCCCAGCGUCCACUCGGGCCCCUCGCAGCGCCGGUCGGCCAAGCACCGCCACCCGCACCACGGGCACGCCUUCCCGGACCGCGCCGAGUCGCUGCGCGACGUGCAGGCGCUGGCCAAGCUCGUCGACUACCGCUCCAACUGGUACGAGGACCACCGCCUCUCGGCCGACGAGAUCCGCGACCGCACGCGCGCGCUCGGCUGGCGCAAGGCCGCCGCCGUGACGGCCUUCUACGAGCGCCAGAACGAGAUCCUCGACGGAUGGAGGGAGGUCGACGAGAUCCUCGACUCGCGCUUCCCCGAAGAGGUCAUGCGCCGCUUUGCCGUCCACGACGACGAGUCGAAGAAGCGCCAGAAGAGCCUCGACCGCCGCGCCUCGCGCAUCCGCAACGGCCGCCUGCCCGGCGAGAGCACCGACACCGACUCGGACUCUGGCAGCAUCCGCGGAGGCGCGCUGUACGACGGCGAAGAUGGCGACCGCCGCCGAGGGUCGCGCCGGCUCAAGCGCAGCUUCAGCGAAAAGGCCGUCAGCGCCCUCAGCGGGCUCUGGUUCAGCAGCGGCAGCGGCGGCGGCGGCGGCCAGGCUGGCAGCAGCGGGAGCCACGAUCUCGAGAGCGGCGGGGUUUCGGCCGCGCGUGGACGCAAGAGGCACGCCGGUCAACGGCGUCGGCCCAUCAUCGACCCGGACCCGGACCUGGCCGAGGAGGACGAGGACGGCUACAACGAGGACGAGGAGGAGGGCGACGAUGACGACGACGACGACGACGACGAAGACGACGGAGGCCGGGCUGAGGCGCAAGCCCUGAUCAAGGACCGACGUCGCGGCCGGCCGUCACGCAGCGCCCGUGGCUACGGCGCCAUCCGCACGCCGCCGCAGCCGCAGCAGCAGCGCAGCGCCACCGAGCUCUACGACCGCAUCCGCGAGGAGCACGCCGUCGCCCACGGCCCUCGCGCCACCGCGGGCACCGGCCUGGACCCGGCCUCGGCGGCGUCGUCGCGCCCCAACCGCCCCUUUUCGACGCACAGCGCCGAGCGGCAGGCGCUGCUCGACUCGGUGCCGAACCGCGACAAGGAGGAGGAGGCGUCGCGCGCGGUCCAGUUCGCCAUCAACAUCAACCUGCUCGUCAACGUGCUGCUCCUCGGCGGCAAGGGCGUCGCCGUCGUCUCGUCCAACUCGGUCUCGCUCAUCGCCUCGUUUGUCGACAGCGCCCUCGACCUGCUCAGCACCGUCAUCAUCUUUGCCACGUCCAAGGCCAUCGCCUACCGCAGCUGGCGCACCUUUUACAAGUACCCCGUCGGCAAGAAGCGCCUCGAGCCGCUGGGCGUCGUCAUCUUUUCCGUCCUCAUGGUUGCCUCGUUCUGCCAGGUCCUCAUCGAGUCGGCCCAGCGCCUGCGCACCGUCCUCGCCACGGGCCAGACCGACCCGGACGCCGCCACCGCGCUGCCCCUCGUCGGCAUCGCCUUUAUGCUCGCCACCAUCGGCAUCAAGACGGCCAUGUGGCUGCUCUACCGCACCUCCAAGUCGUCGGGCGUCCGCGCCGUCGCCCAGGAUGCCGAAAACGACGUCGUCUUCAACCUCCUCUCGCUCACCUUCCCCAUCAUCGGCGCCCACCUCGGAUUCCCCGCCCUCGACCCGCUCGGCGGAAUCGUCCUCUCGCUCUACAUCAUCUACGAGUGGCUCCACACCCUCUUCGAGACGCUGCAGAAGCUCAGCGGCGCAGUCGCCCCGCCCGAGCAGGUGAGCAAGUGCAUCUACCUCGUCACCCGCUUCAACUCGGUCCGCAGCGUCUCGGCCUUUGACCUCUUCCACGCCGGAGACGACUACAUCGCCGAGGCCGACGUCGUACUCCCGCAGUCGAUCUCGCUCAAGGAGGCCCACGACCUCGGAGAGAUUGUCACCUACUGCAUCGAGAGCGUCGAGGGCGUCGAGCGCGCCUAUGUCCACCUCGAGUACAAUGCGCUCGGGCAGCCCGGCCACCUCGCCAUGCGUGGGUAG
Molecule: messenger RNA, 2175 nt
Organism: Pseudozyma flocculosa PF-1
Lineage: Eukaryota; Fungi; Basidiomycota; Ustilaginomycetes; Ustilaginales; Ustilaginaceae
Exons: 2
Coding region: 1-2175 (724 amino acids)
Biological process (GO): transmembrane transport; monoatomic cation transport
Cellular component (GO): membrane
Molecular function (GO): monoatomic cation transmembrane transporter activity
Source: RefSeq, a predicted model, not a curated record